Messenger RNA from Penicillium angulare, 2121 nucleotides. Its product is annotated as fungal specific transcription factor domain-containing protein. The coding region runs from base 1 to 2121 and encodes 706 amino acids. Gene Ontology annotation, molecular function: zinc ion binding; DNA binding; DNA-binding transcription factor activity, RNA polymerase II-specific. The record is from RefSeq and is a predicted model, not a curated record. Lineage: Eukaryota; Fungi; Ascomycota; Eurotiomycetes; Eurotiales; Aspergillaceae. Gene Ontology annotation, cellular component: nucleus. The transcript has 5 exons. Gene Ontology annotation, biological process: DNA-templated transcription.
AUGACACCAGGCACUGGUAAAAGAUCUUACCACCUUUCCACUACUCACACCAUUUCCAGUGACGGAGUCGGAGAGCCCAAGAAGGCUCCAUGUGUCGCAUGUCACGAGUCAGGAAGUGAUUGCGUUCUCACCAAGACACGCCGUGGGGGAAACUUUCGGCACUACCGAACUGGAUCACAGACGGCUGCUGCGAACGUUGAUGACACUGCCCACACAUAUACAGAGAAUAUUUCCAUUCCAAUAGAGGCAGAGUCCCCCGACGACGGAAGAAGCGUUUCGAGAAAUGAUUCCGGCGAUCUAUUAGCAAUGGAGCUCAGAAAUCCCUCUGACGCUCUACAUAUUCUGGCGUUUUCGGGCGAUCAGCCGCCAGCGCGCCAUUCGUCCAAGAGCCCAAAUGCCCCAACGGAUCCUGUGGUUUACGGUAGUAUGGAUACGACCUCGAGUCUGUCACAACAAAGUCAACUGCAUACUCAGUCUACAGUCACGAUUUUUGAUGAUUAUGAGCUUGUUCAAAGGGGUAUACUGCGGCCAAGCAUCGUUUCCGAGCUGCUACUCAAAUAUUCCCGCUACUACCACCCGUACUGUCCAAUCAUCCCACCAUAUUUGCUACGCUCCUCGAGCACAGUGAAGAUUCAGAAACCAGACUGUUUUCUUCUGACCUCCAUCCUAACCAUAGCAUCAAGAGACGAUCCUCAACAUUCGCUUAUUCACCGCUACUGUUGGGACCAUAUACAACGCCUCUUGGUUGACGUCCUCCUUGCCCGUUCUUGGACACAAACGCCGAGAACUGUAGAGGGCCUUUUAAUUCUAGCCGAAUGGCUACCCCAUAUUGAAGUACAGGAAACAAACUCGGGAACACCAAAGAAUCUGUUUAGCGAAGACCGAACGGCUUGGUCCCUCCUUGGUCUCGCUGUACGGCACGGCUACCUUCAGCGUCUUGAUCAAGGCGCCUUCCGAAAUAAGAAGGGUAGUGAGUCGAAAGAACGAGCAGAUCAAAAUAGGCUUUUGUGGGCGUAUAUAUUCAUGGCUGAUAGGCAGAUAUCAGUUCGACUUGGUCAGUCCUUCUGGUCACGGGGCCCUUCGCUUGCUGCCAAAUUUACAGCUCGGGAUUUCCCAACUCUCCAGCCAUGUCCAGAGAAUGGUUCUGAAGAUUAUGCAUCCCUUCUUCAGGCGUCCAUGGAGCUAGUUCAGAUUCUACACAAUGCCCAUGCUAUCCUCUACUCUUCCAAGGAACGAACACUAGCAAUGGUCUACGAAGGUAAUUAUGCGCGGUAUCUCGACGAUUUUCGCAUCGCCGUGACAGCUUGGCAUUCGACUUGGUCGGGUUUAGCGGUGUCUUCGAGUAUCAAGAGCACUCUGCUUAUCAUGUACGAGUACAUUUCUCUCUAUACGAACGCAUUUUCUUUCCAGGCUGUCCUGACGCGGUCGUCAGACCCCCAAGAAUCGAAAACCCAGCAACAUCCAAGUAAGCAUUCGCUAGAAGGGCUGUUAUCGAAUGGAAUCAUGGCGUCCCCCGAUGGUCGCUACAUUUUUGAUGCUAUCAGCGCAGCUAUGAAUCUACUCGCUCUCAUAAACGGUUUGGAUCCUCAUCGGGUCAUACGUUAUCUCCCAUCACGUUACUACUUGUAUGGAGUCUACGCCGCCGUCCUCCUCCACAAAGCCGACUGCGCCGGCGCAUUUCAAUCACACGACCGACGUCAAGAGGUGACCAGCCUUGCACGCGACUUCAUGUUCUGCCUCGAAAAAGCCCCCUCCACAGAAGUGCAUAUCUGCCACAGCUAUAGUCGGAUGCUCAAACAGCUAUGGACUGUCCGGGAGCGAAGGACAUACCAGUCUUCCGCACAUAUGCCACAGAGCACAAGUAUGGAAUAUCUUCAUUCCCAACGGCCGACUGUUCGGGACUACGAGCAGUCAACGUCACCUGAUAACUUUAACCCAUCGGAGUUGUUCGACUCAUUUCCUGGGGGAGAUGUGACCGCGGCUUUCCCGUCUAUUGAGGGCUAUUUGCUGGGGUCGUUUAUGCCGGGUCUUGCGGACUUCAGUAGCCCUGGGCUUGAGGAUGAGUUUUCCCAGCAAUACUCAUUUGGUCAAGGAUUUCAGGAUUGGGGUUCAAGUUUGUAA